Mauremys reevesii (Reeves's turtle) is the source of this 1976-nucleotide messenger RNA. It is a transcript of the gene CD79B, whose product is annotated as CD79b molecule. The record is from RefSeq and is a predicted model, not a curated record. Gene Ontology annotation, cellular component: B cell receptor complex; external side of plasma membrane. Lineage: Eukaryota; Metazoa; Chordata; Testudines; Geoemydidae. The transcript is spliced from 6 exons. Gene Ontology annotation, biological process: B cell differentiation; B cell receptor signaling pathway. The coding region runs from base 514 to 1233 and encodes 239 amino acids.
AUUCCUAAAUGCAGAUUCUGCCAACAGAGUAUUGAAAUCUCUCCCAUUGCACCCAGUCCUGGGUUGGAACACUAAAGAACUUCACCUGGAAGGAUCUCAGCUGUCACUCACUUGUUUCUAAGCUUUUCAACCCAAACGCCUUCCAUCUUUCAAAUCAUUUCAGCGUCCGUUUGCACACAGCAAACUUUUCCCAGGAAGGCAGGACCUGGAUUUCACAGCAUACGCAGCAAGGCAGGAACUCUGGCCUCAGGGCUGCCCAGCAUGGUGGGACCCCAGGGAGAGCAGUCACUAGCCUAGGUGAUGCCCUUGGCAUGUCCAGGCUCUGCUUGGUUUCAGCCCUUUGCUCACUAAGGCGACAGUGGCGUUUUCACUGUGGGCUCUGCAGUUCUAACCCACGAAACAGCCACCCAACAGAGAGACGACUGGUGCUGGGUUUAGGUCCCUGGCUUAGGAUGUGUGAGACCCUGCUUCAAUUCCCUGCUGUGCUACAGGCAUCCUGCAUGCCCUGUCUCUAUGUGUUCUGAACAAGGGCUCUGGCGCCCUGGCCUGCUUCCCAGGGUGGAGGCUAGAGCCACCGAAGCUUGGGGGAUAUUCAGAUGCUGCGGUGAUGGGGAACCAGGUGAGAUCUCAGCCUCAAGAAACACCACCCUGCAGAAGUCAGAUAUGUUCUGUUCAAACUUCCGGCAGCACCCUCGUUACAUAGCUGCCAAGAAGAACACCCGAGUUCACUUCAUCUGCCAUUCCCGCAACUCAGAUGACGUGCAGUGGUACAAAAUGACUGGACAGGACAAAACCCCCCGGGUGAUAGAUGUGAAUGGCCCGAGGGUGUAUGAGGAGAGGAAUGUGUCGUUUGUAAUGAUCAUCUUCAGCAAAAUUCAGCCUGAAGACAACGGCAUUUACUUGUGUGAAAAUAAGAGUCUGGCUCGUGAUCUGGGACGGAUACGCACAUGUGGGAGUGAACUGAGAGUAAUAGGUUUCAGCACCAUUGAGCAGGUCCAGAGACGGAACAGUGUGAAAGACGUCAUCAUCAUGAUCCAGUCCAUUCUCCUGGUCAUCUUCGUGAGCGUCCCCAUGCUCCUGCUCCUGGAGAAAGGCGACGGCAAGGCCAGCUCUGAUGAGGACCAUACCUAUGAGGGCUUAGAGAUCGAACAAACUGCCACCUACGAAGACAUUGCACCUCUGCGGGAUAUAAAAGCCAAGUGGACAAUUGGGGAGCAUCCGGGUCAGGAGUGAGGGGCUCUGCACCCAGGCGACUUGCCUACGUUAGUGGAACAGCUUCUUGCACCCGCUGUGCCUGCGAGCUACCCACUGAUGCUGGAGAAAUUGGGAUUCCUGGCUUCCUGCCAUGGGCUGUGGCUGUUACAGACUCGUGUGGCAGGGCAACACCACAAACUGCAACAAGACGAUGGGACGCUGCCAGUAGCUCCCACCUCCCUGCCACACACAGCUGCCUCCUGUAACCGUUAGUAGAGCUUGCUUGAGUUUUUGGUGUUGUAUAUUCAGCGCUUGCUUUUCUGAGUCUGUAUCCAGAUCUGGAUGGGAGCUGGCCAAGACCAUUUUAGCCUGGAAGUUGCUGUUAUUAUGUCAACACACAAGCCCCUAGGUGCAUGUACAGAAAUGAGUAGCAAGCUGCCACCAACUGGCAGCAAACAGUGAGUUAACCUCAGCCUGAGCUAGGCAGCUAAAAGAACCUGGUAGCAGCAGAUCACUUUAAUCUCUGAGGCCCUGGGCCUAGGAAGGAGAGACAGGUUUGCAGAGACGACACAUUCACAGAGGGCUGGAAUGUGAUCACUUUACUCAUGUUGAACCGAACCUUCCACUGUGCGUGAAGUUAUUAUGACUCCUUGUAGCAAGAUGCUACACAACGGGAAUGAAGUUCUACCAAGUGUGAAUUAGGGCGUCCCAGCAAAGUGUGGAAAUUGUGGGAUCAAAAUGUCCAACUGCUUUUUAAAGUUUUAAUAAACACAAUAAAUCAG